AGCUUUGCGCAUCCUUCCUUGAAGCGAGCAGAAAACGCCUUCUCUCCACAUCCAAAUUCCACACACCUUGCUUUGUGUUUAAGUUUUGUGCCAUGGCGAAAGACAACGCUCCACCGGCGACCAGCUCCGACUCCAUGAGCUCCGGCAAGGGCAGCAAGGGAUCCAAGGCCAGCAGCCGGAUGGUCCUCGGCGGCGCUAUUGACAAGGGGAAGGGCGUCCCCAAGGUUGAAGAACAAGAGGAGGGUUGUAGAUCUAAGGGUAAGAUCAUGACAGCGCCGGUGGUAGCUGCUCGCAGCGAUGGCAGAUCAGGCGGCCGCCGCGGCGACAGAGAACUGCACAUCAUCACGGAGCGCGAGAGGCGGAGGCGGAUGAGCGAGAUGUUCACCAAGCUGCACGGCCUCCUCCCCACCCUCCCCGACAAGGUUGACAAGUCGAGCAUAGUGAUGGAAGCCAUACACUACAUCAAGAGCCUGGAGGGGACGGUGAGCGAGCUGGAGAAGCAAAAGCUAGAGAGGGAUUUCGCAGCAGGAGGCAAGCUCGCCGCCGCAGCCAAUGACGGGGUCUCCUCCUCAGUGGCAGCGGCCAUGCCUAUGGGCAUGGCGACGCCGGUGACUGGGCUGUCGGGUGGUGGGAUCUGGCAGACUGGGGCGGCGCAAGCGCCAUCCAUGGCUCUGGGCGCGGUGACCGUGGCGCCGGCACCGGUGCCGCUACAGACGUGGUCAGGGCCGAACGUCGUCCUGAGCCUGUCCGGCAACUACGCGUACAUCCACAUGUCCGUGGCGCGGCGUCCGGGAGUGCUCACCAUGGUGACGGCCGUGCUGGAGAAGCACGGCAUCGACGUGGUCACGACGGGGAUCUCGUCUGACCGUUCCCAGUGCAUGUACACCAUCCAAGCUCGUAUAAAUGGAAUGAGCAACCAGUUCGGAGAUACUGUGGCAUGUGACGACAUAUACAAGCUGGCGGUGUCAGAGAUAAUGGUUUGGCUCUCUGACUAAGAUGGAAUGCUGCAAACCUUUGAUGGGCGUAGUAGAAGUUGUCGGUCGAUUACAUUUGAGGCUUUUAUGUCGAGUCGAACUUAACCUCUGAGUCGUGAUGAUAUCACAGACUUAGAAAUGUGUGUGCAUCGUUGUUUCAUAAACUGCUUUAACAUUUCAA
This is a messenger RNA of Triticum dicoccoides, 1155 nucleotides long. Its product is annotated as transcription factor bHLH95-like. The record is from RefSeq and is a predicted model, not a curated record. Gene Ontology annotation, biological process: regulation of DNA-templated transcription; endosperm development. The coding region runs from base 93 to 995 and encodes 300 amino acids. Gene Ontology annotation, molecular function: DNA-binding transcription factor activity; protein dimerization activity. The transcript has 3 exons. NCBI's taxonomy places the organism in Eukaryota, Viridiplantae, Streptophyta, Magnoliopsida, Poales, Poaceae.